Molecule: messenger RNA, 1896 nt
Organism: Sitodiplosis mosellana (orange wheat blossom midge)
Lineage: Eukaryota; Metazoa; Arthropoda; Insecta; Diptera; Cecidomyiidae
Exons: 6
Coding region: 296-1282 (328 amino acids)
Cellular component (GO): cytoplasmic microtubule
Source: RefSeq, a predicted model, not a curated record
GAAUUCAGGAUGAAGUGACAUAUAAACAGGAUUUAUAGUGCGUGUGUGAUUUAGUUGUUUAUAUGUUUUUUUUCUCGCUCAAAUAACAGAAAUAUACAUUUGUGUAUUUUAAUUUUACAUUUGAUUUCUGUAUACAUAUUAUUUAUUAUUGCUUUUAAUCAAGACAUCCUAAACCAGUUCGUUGGUUGAUAGGAGUAUUUUUUCCCGAAUAUUUUAAACAUUUUGAAAUAAUUACGUUUUAAUAAUUCCUAAAACUUAGAAUAAAUAGUGAAUUUAUUAUCAUCAAAAUAAGAAGAUGCAAUCAUUAAGAGGAAUAUUUCCCAGACCCAAAGCACCACCAAAACGUGAUUUUAUUAAAGAAAAUGUAAAAAAUGUAAAAAAUAUAAAAUUUAUGCAGCAACACAAUCAUAACAUAAAGCAACCGAGUGAUUUUAAUGAAUUUGAAAGAAAUAAAGUUCAACAGCGAAAAACUCGAUCAACGUCACACAGUCGACUUCGUUCAUCAUCGAAUUCGGUCAAGAAUAUCGCGACCGGUAAGAGUGUAGAGAACGUUACGAAAUUUGGUGAGAAUACACGGCCAUUAAGCGUUCAAAGUCGUGAUGCAUAUAGCCAAACUGAAUCGGUUGAUGAUGAACUUUUCCUCAAAGAUGUCAUCAUCAGACUUCCGUCGGCCUCGAUUAGCAAUAACAAACCCAACAUAAUCGAAAGAGUGUCUGAGUUUGAAUGCCCAGUUGACUAUAAUGAAAUAAAUAAUAAGGGGUACCAAAGUGAAGUGGAAAAUAUCGACGGUGUUCCAGGUUUAGAGGAAUGUCACAUAAAUGACCAACCGAAUGCACCGAAGAAUGCGCUACAAGAGCCAUACACCACAGAAAUCGAUAGACCUAUUCAUCAAUUUAGUACACGAUGUCAAUAUAGUCUGCAAUUGUGUGCACAAGAUAAUAGCAAACCAAUCGUACCAUCAUCUUACCGAAAGGGUGAAAUUCCGAAAUACCUAAAAGAAAUAAAAUCGCGAGAAGAAGAACGAAAUCGCUUGAUAGCUCUCGUUGAUGUGAAUUGCCCACCAGGGCAUACCGUUUUAACUGAAUCGGAACGUCUAGAAUCGUUGCAUAUUGCUAAACAAAAAUAUCAGGAUCUCAUCGAUGAAUUAAACCACAUGCCACUGACAUCGAAAACGCUGCGAGUGAGAAACCGUCAAAUUGAAAUUGAAAAAGAGCUGAGAAAAUUGGAUCAGACCAUACAAAUAUUUUCGCGAUCGAGAGUGUAUGUAAAAAAUGAAGAUUAAAAGUGAGCUUCGUUGCCUUUUCAAAGAUAAAUUUAGACCGAAGUCGCGUCUUACAUUAAUAUAAGGAAACAUUUUGAUGACAAGAAUGUUAUAUUUUUUUGUAUACUAAAAGUGCACUUAUCGUAUUUGACUAAGUAGACUUAGUCCGGAUUUUUGAAUAUCGAAACUACAAAAGAGAAAAAAAAUACGAAAAAAGAAUGUUGGCAAAUAUAAAUAUAUUUUUGAUGUUCGAAAUAUUCUGACUUCUUUUAAUAACAGAAAUUCAAAAUUAGUCUAGCUUUUUGCGUGCAAUUUUAUUUGAAUUUUCAAACUUCACACAAUUACUUUAAGAACUUGGCCAAAAACAAAAUAUCUCAAAACUGAACAUUUAUGCUCAAGAAACAAAAUGGUAUACAAAUCAAUUUUUUUUUUGGCAUAUGAGUACAUUGUUCGAAUCAAUAAAACGUCCAUUUACGAUCAGAAUUUAAAAAAAAAAUGUACCGAGCUUGGAAGAAAAUAUUUGUUCAUCACUUGAAAUAUUUAAAAUUCACAUGGUACUAACAAAUAUAUGUAAUUUUUUCCCAUCGAAAAUGCAAGUGACCUUAAAUAAAUGUUUUAUGUCAAAAUGUCGUGUC